Hyposmocoma kahamanoa is the source of this 1860-nucleotide messenger RNA. RefSeq names its product dihydroorotate dehydrogenase (quinone), mitochondrial (gene Dhod). Gene Ontology annotation, biological process: 'de novo' pyrimidine nucleobase biosynthetic process; pyrimidine ribonucleotide biosynthetic process. The record is from RefSeq and is a predicted model, not a curated record. The transcript is spliced from 5 exons. Gene Ontology annotation, molecular function: dihydroorotate dehydrogenase activity. NCBI's taxonomy places the organism in Eukaryota, Metazoa, Arthropoda, Insecta, Lepidoptera, Cosmopterigidae. The coding region runs from base 648 to 1796 and encodes 382 amino acids. Gene Ontology annotation, cellular component: cytoplasm; mitochondrial inner membrane.
CAACGUUUCUAAAAGAAAGAAAAUAACAUGAGCUCUCAAAUUAUAUUUUUGUAAUGUCAUUAAAAUAUAUAUAUAACCGUCAUUGUGAAUAAAAACCGCCGAAGUAUUUUAAUAACCGGCAAUCUGUCUCACUACCGCUACACAUGUCUCUCAACCCUGACAUUGGCAAAAUCGUCGCGCAAAACGACGGAGCCAUAGACACAAAAGUUGAAGUUGAAGUUGAGCACAAUAUUGAGGUUUAGUGGUUGCUUGGCCUUGGUUUAAAUUCGAUUAAUCUUGUUUAUAUGUAUACGCAUUAAAUUCAAAUGUUAAUUUGACGUGAUUACUAAAUAAAGUACAAGGAACCAGCUAACAUAGAUAACUAUGAACGUUAAUGUAAAGAGACAGGCAAUAGUAAGUCAAUAUUUUUCUGUACGACACUUGAAAGAGCGAAUGUGGAGGGAAAUGUGGAGAAAAAUAACAUCGGCGGCAUAAAGGUCUCAACUAAUCAUAUUCAGGAUGUGCUUAAAAACACUAGGUCAGAUAUACCAAGAAUAAACGGACGUGUUUGAUAAGACUUAUGAGAGUGGAGGAAGUGGAAGAGGUAUGUCAGGAGUGUAGCGAGUGAAGGCCUACUCCAGUGGGAGGUACACGUACAGUAGAAAAAAAUGAAAUCUUUAUGCUAUGUGACCUUAGGCGGUUCUGUGGUCUACCAACUCAUUUACAUAAAGAAGGACUUCACUGGGUACUAUGAUCAAGUGCUUCAACCAAUAAGUCAAAAGAUCAACCCAGAGUGGGCUCAUAAAAUUGGUGUUUCUGCUAUCAAGUAUGGAUUUUUCCCACCUCAAACUUACAAAGAUCCUGAAGUUUUAAAGACUAAACUUCUUAACUUUGACUUAAGCAAUCCGCUAGGUGUAGCUGCAGGUUUUGAUAAACAUGGUGAUGCUGUAAUAGGACUCAGGGACCUGGGCUUCUCUAUUGUGGAAAUUGGUUCUGUGACUCCAGUUCCUCAAUCAGGCAACCCAAAACCACGAGUAUUUAGAUUACCAGAAGACAAAGCAGUCAUUAACAGAUAUGGAUUUAACAGUGAAGGCCAUGAAGAAGUGUAUAAGAAAAUACAAAAUAUUGACAAAGCAGUUUUUGAUAAAGGUCUUUUAGGCAUUAAUUUAGGAAAGAAUAAAUUAUCAGACAAUGCUGUUGAAGACUAUACUUUAGGAAUAAAAAAGUUUUCUGAUGUUGCUGAUUAUUUUGUGGUUAAUAUUAGCAGCCCAAAUACUCCAGGUCUCAGAUCACUACAGAAAAAAGAAGACUUGCAACAGUUACUGACAGAAAUAAAUAAAGUUAUGGAAUCAACAAAAACAGAAAAGAAAAUUCCAUUGCUCCUAAAACUUUCUCCAGAUCUCACUGAAGAAGAAAUGAAAGAUAUUGUAUCAGUUAUAACAAAAAAACAAAGCAAAGUGGAUGGUCUAAUAAUAUCUAAUACAACUAUAGAUAGAACUGGACUUGUAAAUCAAGAGUUUUCUGCAGAGAGUGGUGGUCUUAGUGGUAAGCCAUUGACAAAUAAGUCGACAGAAAUGAUUAAGAAGAUCUACAAAAUGACAAAAGGAAAAAUACCUAUCAUAGGUGUAGGAGGCAUAUUUACUGGACAAGAUGCAUAUGAGAAGAUUCUAGCUGGUGCCAGUGCAGUGCAAGUAUAUACUGCCUUUAUUUACCAUGGUCCCCCAGUGGUAACCAAGAUAAAAACAGAAUUAGCUGAACUAUUGGAAAGCAAUGGAUAUAAAAGUGUCAAUGAAGCUGUGGGCAAAGGAGUAAAGUAACUAAGACAUUCUGGUUGUUAAAAUAUUGUUUCUUUUUUAUUAUUUUUAUAAUACUGAUAGUAUA